CCUCAUGCAAAAUAAAAUUAAGGUGACAAACUUUGCGGUUACACGGUGUGACGCAGGGAGAGGCUUUUGUUUUUUUUUAAUAAAACAGAUUAGAUGCAAGAUUGACAUUCGAACAGCGACAUUCCACAACGGUGUCACCGUUCAAGGGACGUCAGAAAAAAAACAUACUUUUUUUGUACUUUGAGGGAAAAAAGGAAAAGGAAAGGAGUUCGAAUGGAUCCGCUGCUGUAUCUCGGAGUUUUGGUUAUUCUGUUUCUGUUAUGGAUCAAAGUAAAAGGUAUAGAUUAUGUUAUAAUUCACCAGCGCUGGAUCUUCGUCUGCCUGUUUCUCCUGCCUUUAUCCGUCAUUUUUGAUGUGUACUACUAUGUGCGAGCCUGGAUCAUCUUUAAGGUGUGCUCUGCACCAAAGCUGCACGACCAGAGGGUCAGAGACAUUCAGAGGCAGGUUUGCGAGUGGCAGAAAGAGGGAGGGAAGACACGCAUGUGCACAGGCCGUCCUGGUUGGCUCACUGUGUCUCUGAGGGUGGGGAAAUAUAAGAAGACCCACAAGAACAUCAUGAUCAAUAUGAUGGACAUUCUGGAGGUGGACACGAAAAGACAGGUGGUACGUGUGGAGCCCUUGGCAAGUAUGGGUCAAGUGACAGCCUUGCUGAACUCCAUUGGCUGGACACUGCCUGUAUUGCCUGAGCUUGAUGAUCUCACAGUAGGGGGUCUGGUAAUGGGCACGGGUAUUGAGUCCUCUUCUCAUAUUUAUGGGCUGUUCCAGCACAUCUGCGUGGCCUAUGAGCUUGUGCUGGCAGAUGGCAGUCUGGUCCGCUGCACUGAGAAAGAGAACUCUGAGCUGUUCUAUUCAGUUCCGUGGUCCUGUGGAACCCUGGGCUUCCUUGUGGCUGCUGAAAUCCGGAUCAUUCCAGCUCGGAAGUGGGUGAAGCUGCGUUACAAGGCUGUACAUGGUUUGGAUGCGAUUUGUAAGACGUUUGCCGAGGAGUCAGCCAACAAGGACAAUCAGUUUGUGGAGGGACUGCAGUAUUCACUCAACGAGGCUGUGAUUAUGACCGGAACCAUGACUGACAAUGCAGAGCCUGACAAGAUCAACCGCAUUGGCCACUACUACAAGCCCUGGUUCUUUAAGCAUGUGGAGAAGUUUCUGAAGGAGGAUUCCGGUGCUGUGGAGUACAUCCCACUCAGACACUACUACCACAGACAUACACGCAGCAUCUUCUGGGAGCUACAGGACAUCAUCCCUUUUGGGAAUAACAUGUUGUUCAGGUACUUGUUUGGCUGGAUGGUGCCUCCUAAGAUCUCUCUGCUGAAACUCACUCAAGGAGAGACCAUCCGCCGCCUAUAUGAGCAGCACCACGUGGUGCAGGACAUGCUGGUGCCCAUGAAGCACAUCAAGACAGCCAUCACACGCUUCCACCAGGACAUUCACGUGUAUCCCCUCUGGCUGUGUCCAUUCAUUUUGCCCAAUCAGCCAGGCAUGGUACACCCCAAAGGAGAUGAGGAUGAGCUGUAUGUGGACAUUGGGGCAUAUGGGGAGCCCAAGGUCAAACACUUCGAGGCCCAGGCCUCCACACGGCAACUUGAGAAGUUUGUGAGAGAUGUUCACGGUUUCCAGAUGCUUUACGCUGAUGUGUACAUGGAACGGCAGGAAUUCUGGGAAAUGUUUGAUGGCACCCUGUAUCAUAAGCUUAGGAAGGAGCUGGGCUGCAAGGAGGCAUUUCCUGAAGUCUAUGACAAAAUCUGCAAAGCUGCAAGACACUGAUUUCAGUCCUCACUGAAAUAAAGCACGACUUCACAUGUGGCCUUUCUGAGUAAGCUAAAAAAAAGGGGGUGGAAAAAAGCACAAAGAAAUUAUGCUUAAGUGAAAGUAUGAGUGCUGUGUCCAAAAGCACUCAAAUAAUAGCGGAAUUGAGGAGCAAAAAAUGCAGUUUAGUGAAAGUCAAGAAGUAUCUACACUUAAACAUACAAGUACAAAAUAAAUGUUUUACCAAGAAAAUUAGACGUUUCUGGCUGAAUUAGCUGUUUUAUAUCUUUUCUGAAUUUGGCUGAAUGUUAAAAAAAUAAAUAAAUAACAACAACAACAACAAUAAAUAAUAAUAAUAAUAAUAAUAAAUACAUAUAUAAAUAAUGCACCAGGAAUAAACUCCUGGCCUUUGAGAUUAGAGUACUCUGAAGGUUUAAAUGAAGAUUUAAGAAUAAAAAAGUGCUUUUUUUUUUCUUGGAAAUGUAGUUGAGUAAAACAUACAAGCAUUCAGUUUCAGUAAUGGCUGAGUAAAGUACAAAUCUUCUAAAAUAAUACUUAAGAAUAGUUACAAAGUACACUUACUUCAGUAUUUUCCACCCCUGCAAAAUACAGUGUUAAUAAUUUUCGAUCAAAUCAGUUUAUUUUUACAUUUUGGAACAACCAGCCAACUGCUUCUGAGCCUUUUUGCGUACAACAAACACAAAAUCAGUCCACAUUCAAAAUAUGUAUUAAAGGGGCACCUUUAACAAAAUGUAACCACUGCUUCAUCUAGAAAUAAAGGUGACUAGUAUACAUGACUACAACAAUGUGACACUUAAUGUUCUCAUAGACUGUACCAUCCUCAGGUUUCUAGGAUCAGUUCUGGGGAUGUGGAUGUAUUUCAUUCUUCAUCGCACCUUCGUUGCUUUUUAGUGCUUCAGUUUCAAUAGAGUGGGAUUUUCUAGACCUUUUUGAUGAUGAUUUUUGAUGAAAAACUGCUUUAGGAUGGGUACUUAAGAGCAGGCUGUUAGAAAUGCUAUUUUUUCUGCUAGAAGGCUAAUGCAGAAGGACGCCAGAUAGCUAGAAGCUAAAUAUAACAUCUGUAUAGAUUAGUUAGCUAGGUGGGAGUGCCCCUUUAAGCAUAUUGUGAUCCAAAUGCAGGCAGCAUAUUUGUCCAAAAUUGUAAAAACAAGAUUUCAUACAUAUUUUUCAUAAAUGUUUUCAGACACUCUGUAUUGUUCUUUCCCUUCUGUCUCUAGUGAUGAUGCCUUUUUGCUAAGUAGAUAUAUAGAGAUUAAUAUUCUGUGUCUUUUUCCUUUCUCUAAAUUGUCAUCCUAAUAAGAUUUUUGAAUGAACCGCUUUUGCCUUAAGGUUGUUUUCAAUGUGUGGCCAAUACUGGUUGAAAUACUCAAGUUUGCAACCUCUGUCAAUAGGAGGGAGCUGUUUUUCCAUAAGUGCCACCCAUGAAAGCUCCUUAAUUAAAUUUUUACAAAUGACUAAACAGGUCAAAUUACAGACUGGCUGAGUGUGCCUCAUAGUUACUCUAAAGCGCACACACACACACACACACACACACACACACACACACACACACACACACACACACACACACACACACAGACAGACAUACACACAUCAGCUUCUUGUGUCUGUUCCCUGCCCAGUAUCAUAACUCUUAUGUACACUAUAUGUCUGGAGGUCUGUAGGCACCUUCUCAUUCAAUGUUUCUUCUGAAGUCAAGGGUGUUCAUAGGGAGUUUUGCCUUUGGUGCAGUAACAGCCUCUACUCUUCUGGGAAAGCCUUACGCCAGAUGUUGGAACACUGCUGUGAGGAUUUGAUUGCAUUUACUCACAAGAUCAUUAGUGAGGUCGAGUACUGAUUUUGGGUGAUCGGUUCUGGAUCACAAAUCCCACUCAAGCUGUACCACUUCAGAGAAUGCAGUUCCACUAUGCCACAGCCAAGGCUGGAGUGCACUGAAAAGGAGCUGAAUUCACUAUUAGAGGGGUGCCUGGAUACUUACGAACAAACAAUGUACCACUUCAACAACUUUUCAGCCAUGAAUGUCUUCAAACCUCUUUUGUUCUUUAGAGAUAAUGGACUUUUUUGGCUAUAGCCUUGUGUUAUACAUAGCUCCUCCAGUAUACCUCUUUCACCUUUGUUUGUUUUGUUGUUGUUUGUUGAUGUGCACCUCUUUCAGCAUAUUUGUUCGCUGUUUGUUUCAUUCUCCAUCGCACCUUCGUUGCUUUUUAAAGUGUUUUUUUUUUCCUAGUUAUGGUGAUUUAUAUAUAAAAGAAUACAAUUCCAAGCUCUUUUUAAGUCAGUGGGUUGUACAAAUAACAAGAACACAUUGGUAUAUGAUACAUUGGAAAUGAAUGUAUUUUUAAAAGGUAAAAAUGGCUUCUUAAGCAUAAGCUUGACUAAUUCAGGCAGUAACGUGUUUAGGUAGUAACUAUGUGUAUGUGUGUUUCAAGGUACUAGUAAGUGUUAACUAUGCUGGAGAGCACAUUUGUCCUCCUCUGAAGGGGCCCACGGGUUGCACCAGGAAGGAUCUCCUAUCCAAAGGAACAUUGACGGGCCUGAGUCUCUCCCUAACAAACAAUAAAAGACCUCACAUUACAAUA
Messenger RNA from Pygocentrus nattereri (red-bellied piranha), 4346 nucleotides. RefSeq names its product 24-dehydrocholesterol reductase (gene dhcr24). NCBI's taxonomy places the organism in Eukaryota, Metazoa, Chordata, Actinopteri, Characiformes, Serrasalmidae. Gene Ontology annotation, molecular function: Delta24(24-1) sterol reductase activity; FAD binding. Bases 214 to 1764 code for a protein of 516 amino acids. The record is from RefSeq and is a predicted model, not a curated record. Gene Ontology annotation, cellular component: membrane; cytoplasm. The transcript has 9 exons. Gene Ontology annotation, biological process: steroid metabolic process.